ACUCCACAGAAUUUUUUUAAAACGAAUCUUGCCUUGACAUUUUCUUAAAUUUUAAUCAAACCAUCUCGAGAUCUUAACCAAACCAACCCACCUCACACGACACACAACUCGCAAAGCAGUAGCAGAAGCGAAGAAGGCGAUAGUACAACAUACCACCGCGAGACGAUGCCGCCGCCGCGCCGCGCGGCGCUCGCCGCCGCCGCCGUGCUCCUCCUCCUCGUCGUCGCGGCCGCCACCGCGCAGGCCGUGGAGGUGGCGCCGUACUGCGUGGGCGAGCCGGGGGAGGAGUGCGUGGCCGGCGGCGGCGGCGAGGAGGCGGUGGCGGUGGCGGCGGCGGCGAGGAGGAGGCUGCAGGGCGGCGGGUACAUCAGCUACGACGCGAUGCGGCGCAACGCCGUGCCGUGCUCGUACCGCGGCGCGUCCUACUACAACUGCCGUCCCGGCGGCCAGGCCAACCCCUACACCCGCGGCUGCUCCGCCAUCACCCAGUGCAGAGGCUAGCUUAGCCACCUCGUCGCCGGCGGCCGGCUCAUGGCGCCAUUGGCGGCGGCGGCAUCAGUGAUUGUUCAGUUUCUUGCAAACAUUUUCUUCUUCUUCUCCUCUUCUUCGUUUAUACAUGUACUAUCUGAGAGUUGAGAUAAUUUGUUAGGUUGAGCUGAAAUCGGAGCAAGUUUUCUUGAUCCAUACUGAAUUCUUUUUCUCCUGUAAUUGGCAUUGGUAAUCCUGAUCCAUUUUGUGCAAAUGCUCAUAGCUAGCUAGCUACAACGAUCCAUGCAUGCA
Messenger RNA from Oryza sativa Japonica Group (Japanese rice), 780 nucleotides. RefSeq names its product protein RALF-like 33. The record is from RefSeq and is a predicted model, not a curated record. Gene Ontology annotation, biological process: calcium-mediated signaling. Gene Ontology annotation, cellular component: plasmodesma. NCBI's taxonomy places the organism in Eukaryota, Viridiplantae, Streptophyta, Magnoliopsida, Poales, Poaceae.